GUGUGCACAGGUGGAGAGCAGAGGCAGCAUCCACCAAGAGGAAGACAUUAAAAUACUCACAACUCACCAGUGGCUGGAGGGGAAUUCCUCUGGAGGCUGUUCAAGGAUCUUUUAUUGCUUCUGGCUUACCUGCAAGGAAAAGAUGAGCUAACCGUCAGCGACGGGAAAACCGCGACGUCUUCCCGCCUUUGUUCCGGAGAACCUGCCAAGAGCCCCCGCGAGGUCCUCCCGGGGGGAGGCACCCCCCGACUGCUCCCCCAUGUCUGUGAAGGAGAUCGUCAUGCAGGAGUGCAGCACCGAGCUCUGCCUGUCGGUGUACGUCAUCACCUUCGUGCUGGGCUUCCCGGCCAACGUGCUGGCCUUCUACACCUUCAGCAUGAAGGUGAGGCAGAAGGCCACGCCCAUCGACAUCCUGCUCCUCAACCUGACCAUCUCGGACCUCCUCUUCCUGCUCUUCCUGCCCUUCAAGAUGCAGGAGGUGAUGAACAACAUGCUGUGGGACAUGCCGUACCCGCUGUGCCCGCUGUCGGGCUUCAUCUUCUACAUGACCAUCUACAACAGCACCUUCUUCCUCACCGCCGUCAGCGUGGAGCGCUACCUGGGCGUGGCCUUCCCCAUCCAGCACAGCCUGAAGCGCCGGCCGCUCUACGCCGUCGCCGCCAGCGUCUUCUUCUGGAUCUUCUCCUUCACCCACCUCAGCAUCGUCUUCAUCAUGCCCAUCAUCGGCGCCAAGGAGGACCUUCUGGAGGACCCUCUGAGCGCCAACGAGGAGCAUCAGAACGCCAGCGCCGGACUCAACGCCUCGACGUCGGCGCCGGAGACCGUGGAGGUGUGCUACGACAACUUCAGCGCCGCCCAGCUGGAGGUGCUGCUGCCCGUGCGCCUGGAGCUCUGCCUGGUGCUCUUCUGCAUCCCCUUCCUCAUCUGCAGCUUCUGCUACAUCAACUUCAUCCGCAUCCUGUCCAGGCUGCAGCACAUCGACCGGCGGCGCCGCCUGCGGGCCAUCGGCAUGGCGCUGGGGACGCUGCUGGUGUUCGCCGUGUGCUUCGGCCCCUACAACGUGUCCCACGUGGUGGGCUUCCUCACCUGGCAGAACCCCGAGUGGCGGGACAAGGCCCUGCUGUGCAGCACCUUCAACGCCUGCCUGGACCCCCUCAUCUUCUACUUCUCGUCCUCGGCCGUGCGGCGCACCGUGGGCAGCGUGAUGCGGGGGGUGAAAGGUCGCCUGAGCGGGUGCCUGCCCUGCGGCGUCCUGCGGGCCUGCGGGGGGCGGGCCCAGCGAGAUAAGGAGAGCAAACAAGAGCAGAUCAACGCCGUCUGAUUUAUUUCUUUACCGCGGCCCGCAGGAAAUUAAUGUCCUGUUGAUGUUUUCACACGUGCGCCCGGCUUGCCUGGCGUGUCACUUCCUGUCGGGACCAUAAACAACCUGCGACUUCGGCGUUGACACGGCAGCAACGCCAGCGCUUGUAAUGAAUAUUCUGAUGGACGGAAACAAUAAAACCAAUAUCAGAGGACAUUAAACGUCAUUCAGUCUGUAAAUAAGAGGAUCUUAUGUUGUGUGUGACCUCGCGCUCCCUUAUUGUAACACUGCUGCCAUCAUAUUGUUGUUAUUGGGUACA
Molecule: messenger RNA, 1619 nt
Organism: Nerophis lumbriciformis (worm pipefish)
Lineage: Eukaryota; Metazoa; Chordata; Actinopteri; Syngnathiformes; Syngnathidae
Product: free fatty acid receptor 2
Biological process (GO): cellular response to fatty acid; G protein-coupled receptor signaling pathway
Cellular component (GO): plasma membrane
Molecular function (GO): G protein-coupled receptor activity
Source: RefSeq, a predicted model, not a curated record